Molecule: messenger RNA, 7055 nt
Organism: Oncorhynchus gorbuscha (pink salmon)
Lineage: Eukaryota; Metazoa; Chordata; Actinopteri; Salmoniformes; Salmonidae
Product: zinc finger CCCH domain-containing protein 13-like
Cellular component (GO): RNA N6-methyladenosine methyltransferase complex
Molecular function (GO): metal ion binding
Source: RefSeq, a predicted model, not a curated record
CGAAAACACACCCAAUCAUUACACACGCACCCUUUGCCAACAUGAAGGCGGAUAGGGGAGCCCCUGCCAUUGAAAUACAAGAAUACAACUUGUGAUUUCAAGAGGUAGCGAAUCCCAUUGCCUACGAAAAUAGAUGCGACACCGAAUUAAUAUUUUGGCCCUGCAGAAUGUCCAAGAUAAGGCGGAGGGUAACAGUGGAGAAUUCUAAAACCAUAUCUGACAACAGCAGUAGCCAGACCACCACCACCACCCCGUCUCGCCGGCCCAGCGUGUUUGAAAGACUUGGCCCCAGCACUGGUAGUAAUGCUGUCGAGACUAAUUGUAGAAAUUGGUUGAAGACUGGGAAUUGCAGUUACGGCAAUACUUGUCGCUACACACAUGGAACUCAGCCACGAGGCAAAGGAUUUAGUGGAUCUUUUAGCAGGUCAGCGGAGAGACCAACUGGCGAUCUGCGAGAGAGGAUGAAGAAUAAGAGGCAGGAUGUUGAAUCAGAUGCUACAAAGAGAGACCCAGAGGAGCCUACGUCCCCCACAGCCAGACAGCGAGACUCGUCCCGAGGCCGCCACAGGGAGAAGGAAGAUAUAAAAAUCACUAAAGAGAGAAGCCCUGCCAGCGAAGAAGAGACCACCGAGUGGGAAGCCAACCGCGAAGACUCGGAUAACGGCGACUACGACUACGAAUUAUCCCUCGAGAUGAAGAGACAGAAGAUUCAGCGUGAGCUCAUGAAGUUGGAGCAGGAGAAUAUGGAGAAAAGAGAGGAGAUUGUUAUCAAGAAAGAGGAGCCGACCACCAAAACUAGGACCACUAUCAUAUCCAAGACAUCCCCGGAGCGUUCCAGCUCGAAAGGUUCCCCCUCCUCCAGGAAGUCCAGUGGAUCUCCCAAACACACUAAAGGACCUAAAGCUUCCGGUUCUAGGAAGAAGGAGAAGAAGACCUCUGUGUCGUCCUCUGCAUCCGCCACGGCCAGAUCUUCCAAGGGGGGCCACGGGAAGAAGAAAGGUCCCCGCACCCCCAGCCCCCCUCCUCCGGUGCUUCCUCUGGUGAACCCUGUCGUGGCAGCCGGGGGGAAGAAACACAAGGGGAAACACAAGAACAAGGAGAAGUGUGAGGAGAAGCCGCCCAAGGAGGGAAAGGAGAGAGGAAGAGAUGUGGAGAAACACAAGGAGAAGAAGGAGAAACGCAGAGACCGUUCAGACAGCUCCCACAAGGCCAAGCGGUCAGUGAUGUCUGAGGAACGUUCCGGCAGCGUGUCCUCUCCUUCCAGAGACCGAGAGGCGUCCCCGUCAGCCAGGAAGAACAAGUCCAACUCCCCAAAAGUAGCCUCCCAGAAGACCCUUGCGCCUGCCUCCCCACCUCACAGGUCUCCCCCUCCCCGCCACAAGCGCACCCCCACCCCGCCCCGCCAUCACUCCCCCUCCUCCCACUCUGGCUCCUCAGCCCAGAGACACUCUCCAUCCCCUCGCCGGCGCCGCUCGGCAUCCCCCUCCUACAACCGCGAGCCCCCAGCCGCCUCCUCACCUCCUGGCCAGAGGUGUUCCUCCCGCUCCCCUGCAGCCUCCCGGGACACCUCCUCUCCUCAGAGGAGGACUAGCCCCGGAGGACGAAACCACUCUCGGGGGCGUGAGAGAGGACGCAGCGAGAGGGGGAGGAGCCCACCUGCCCAGGAGCACCGACACGAGCGUCGAGACGAGAGCCGCGGGAAGCGAGAGAAAGACGGUACCCGUGACGACAGGGACUACGAGGUGGCAGAGACGAGCUCUUCUCGUGAUGCCGCCCGUGAGGACCGGGACAAAGAGGGGCGAGAGCGCCGGGGUGAAGGGCGCAGCGACCGACGAGGAGACUCCACCAGUACCACCAGGGAUAGAGACCGGGACACCAAGGACUCGACCCGGGAAUCCAGAACCACAGAGACCACGUCAACACGCUCCGGACGAGACCCUCUGGAGUACAGGGACCGAGAACGGGAGCGGGAGCGAGAAAAGGAGAAAGAGAGGGAGCGGGAGAGAGGAGAGAGGGAGAAGACGGACAGGAAGGAGGAGGCUGUCCCGGAGGAGGGGAGGGGCUAUGGGAGGGGCCACGGGCGAGAGGAAGGAGGGAGGACUGAAGGGAGGGGGGAGACGAGGACAGAGAGUAGAGCUGAGAGACCUGGCAGGGGUAGGGGCCGCGAGGCUGACGCAUCUGACAAAGUUUCCUCAGGCUCCACCCGGAAUGCCCGAGGCUCCCAACUGGAGAGUGGUGGUCAUGACGGCUGGGAGUCACGUAGCGGCGGAGGCUUCCGUGAGAAGAGUGCGGAGAGGAGCACCGACCGUGGGGCGGAGAGAGGAGGCGCAGAGAGAGGAGGAGCGGAGCGUGACCGUUAUGACGGAGACAGGAGAGGAGGGGAGCAGGCGACUGGGAGAGACUCAUCCUACGACCGUAGAGGUGGUCACACCGACCGUGGUGACCGCAGAGAGAACAGGGAGAGAGACCAAAGAGCUUCCUCUCCUGGUCGGCACCCAGCCAGAGGAGAAGAGCCAGACAGGGAGGAGACCAGAGGGAGGGAUGAACGCAGAGGAGAGGAAAAGGGAGGGGACAGGCGAGAGGACAGGGCCCGAGAGAGGGAGCGAGAGAGGGAACGGGAAAGAGAGAAGGAGAGAGAAAGAGAGAAGGAGAAGGAGAGGGAGGCAGAGCGGGAGAGGGUUCGGGAGAGGGAGAGAGAACGAGAGCGAGAGAGGGAAAAGGAAAGGGAGAGGGAAAAGGAGAAAGAGAGGGAAAAGGAGCGAGAGAGGGAACGGGAGAGGGAAGAGAGGGAGCGGGAGAGGGAGGAGCGAGAUAGGGAGAGGAAGGAGAGAGAGCGGGAGAGGGAACGAGAGCGGGAGAGGGAGCGAGAGCAAAGAGAGAGGGAGAGGCAGCGGGAAUGGGAGGAGCGUGAGAAAGGAAGGGAUGAGCGACGGGAACGGACUAGGGAUGAACCAAGGGAUGACCGCUCUGUCCGAGACUCGCAUGAAGACCGCAAGACCAGCCGGAAGAGGCACAGGGUAGAGACCACACCCAGCCCGACUCGCCCCUCUCCCAAGCGAGCAAGGGACGCCACCCCAGGAGACGGCGAGGAAUACAACAGCCCUGAGGAGAAAAGUGUUGAGAAACACCGGCUGUUGAGUCAGGUGGUACUCCCGCCCCAGGACCCCCUCCUGCGUUCCCCCCCAGCACCUCUGGCGGAGGACGCCAAGCCCAGCCGGUGGAAGGACGAGGAGCGCCGUGGAGGCGGGGACAAGAGGGAGGGGAGGAGCCGCCGGAACGAGGAGGCCGACGCCCGCGGAGACAGAGGAGGAGCAGGCAGAGGAGGGGAGAGACGGGGGGAGCACCCCUCAGAUAGCAGUACCCCUGUCUCGGCCUCCGGCUCGGACUCUAGGAGGGGUAAAGAGAGGGACGGUCGGGAGCCCACCCCUCCCCCGCCUCCCGUGGCCCUGGUCACUGAGGACAGAGAUGCUCCGGUCCUGUCAGGUCAUGAGGAGGGCAAGAAGAAGACUAAGUCCCAGAAGAAAGGCCUGAAGAAGGGGAGGAAGGAGGAGGCUGUGGCAGGAGGUGUUUCAGGAGCUCCAGAGAGGUUCACCAACCCAGAGCCCCCCUCCUCCAUGGCCCUCUUGGACGCCCCCCGCCCCCUCUCCUUCCCCCGCAAAGCGCCUAAGAAGAAGGCGCUGGACAAGAAGAGGAAACGAUCCCGUGGCGCUGAGUCGGACGCGUCUGAGGAGGAUAGGCUCCUCCCAUCUUCCCCCGGCAAGAGGAACAAGAGGGGUCCCCGGACCCCGCCCGCGCCAAAGGAGGCUCUGCUAUCCCAGAGGGCCAUGCCACAUUCAGUUGCAGAGCCCUUGCCACAGCCCGUCAAAAUGGACGCCAACUUCAGCGACUGGUCUGACGAGGAUGUGCUGGAGCGCGGUGGUGGAUCGGCGCCCGUUAAGGCACCCCCCACAGUCCCCACUGAGAGGACUCCGACUGAAGCUCUUCCCAGGAGAGGAGGUCCGAGGGGGGGCAAGGAGAGGUUGGAGAGGCCUGUUCCCCUGCCCAUCGCCCCUCUGCUGUCCCAGGACCCUCCCAUGUUACUCCAGACCCUGCCUCCCCAGCCCCUCAUGUCCCAGCCCCUGCUGAGGAAGCCUCCUCCGGAGCAGAAGAGGAGCAGCAGUAUGGGAAGCAACCAGAGCAGGGCCUCAUCCAGACGUCUCCGUUCUCCCUCCAACGAGUCAGCCCACAGAGAGGACCCUCAGCAGGGCCAAGGACCAGGCCGACCCAGGAGAGGACACCAGCUCCAGGGGGCCAACUCCCGAGACCGGGAACGAGAAAGGGAGCGAGAAAGGGAACGAGAAAGGGAGCGAGACAGGGAAAGAGAGAGGGAGCGUGGUGAGAGAGAGAGGGGACCUGUGCUCACAGAGCCUCCAGUGGUGAGGGGAGAGGAGCGGAAGUCACGCAUCGACCAGCUGAGGAGAGGAGAGCCCAGUCGCAGCACCUCCUCAGACCGGCAGGACUCUCGCAGCCACAGCUCCAGACGUAGCUCUCCUGAGUCAGAGCGGCAGGUGCAGUCGCGGGCCGGGUCCUACGACGGCCGAGAGCGUGAGAGGGAGAGAGAGAGGGAGCGGGAACAGUUUGAGAGGGAGCGUGAGCGCAAGGACCUCCGACAGCAACAGGGGCCUCCGGGGCCACUACCUCCUCUCCAGCAGCAGGGGCAGCAGAGAGACUGGGAGCCCGAGGGGCCACGGGAGUGGGGCGGGAGGGGCCGUGAACCCCUCCUCAUGCGUGGAGGCAACAGAGAGCAAAUGAGAGAGCGUGAUCUCCGUGACAUGCGGGGUGAGAGAGAGCGGCUUCUGCCCGAGGGUCUCCUGCAGCAGCACGAACGAGAGCGGGAAAGGGAGCGUGGAGGCAACAGGGGCAUUGGCCGCGGUGGCGACCAUGGCAACGACCGGGAGCGGGAGAGGAUGCUGCUGAUGGACCUGCCGCCACAUGGGGACCCCAAGAACAGGAUGGACAUGAGGGGAGACAGACCAGAUAUGAGGGGGGACAGACCAGAUAUGAGGGGGGACAGACCAGAUAUGAGGGGAGACAGACCAGAUAUGAGGGGAGACAGACCAGAUUUAAGAGGGGACAUGCGAGGAGAUAUGAGACCUGAUAUGAGGGGAGACAUUCGAGGGGAUAUGAGAGGAGACAUUCGAGGAGAUAUGAGACCUGAUAUGAGGGGAGACAUGAGACCUGAUAUGAGGGGAGACAUUCGAGGGGACAUGAGACCUGAUAUGAGGGGAGACAUGAGACCUGAUAUGAGGGGAGACAUUCGAGGGGACAUGAGACCUGAUAUGAGGGGAGACAUGAGACCUGAUAUUAGGGGAGAUAUUCGAGGGGAUAUGAGACCCGAUAUGAGGGGAGACAUUCGAGGGGACAUGAGACUUGAUAUUAGGGGAGACAUGAGACCUGAUAUUAGGGGAGACAUUCGAGGGGACAUGAGACCUGAUAUUAGGGGAGACAUUCGAGGGGACAUGAGACCUGAUAUUAGGGGAGACAUGAGACCUGAUAUUAGGGGAGACAUUCGAGGGGACAUGAGACCUGAUAUUAGGGGAGACAUGAGAGGGGGGCCAGAUAUAAGACCGGACAUAAGGCCAGAUCACAUGAGACCAGAUAUCAGGGGGCCGGACAGGGCUGAGUUCUCUCUCUUGCUCCCCCACGAAGCCUUGGGACACGGCGGCAUGGACCAGGACAAAGCAGGCAACAGCCAUCACCCUGUGGGAGGACAGAUACAGGAAGCAGAGAAACAGGACAGCGUUGACGACGAAGAUGACGCGAAGGCGGAUGACGCUGUGUCGGUGGUGUCUGGCGGGGAGGAGUACGAGCCAAUCAGUGAUGACGAGUUAGAUGAGAUCUUGGCGGACAGCGCCCAGAAGAGAGAGGAUGGGCAGGAAGAAGAGAAGACGCCAGGUCCCCUGGAUGUGAUUGAUGUGGACUGGUCCAGCCUGAUGCCCAAGCAGAAGCAGGAGCCUCGGGCGGCAGGGGCAGCUCUGCUUCGGUUCACCCCAGGGGCAGUGCUCCUCAGGGCGGGCGUCUCCAAGCGGCUGGCUGGGCCCGAGCUCCUGGAGAGAGUCAGGGAGGUCUGCAAAAAGGAGCUGGACGACCCUAAAGAUGCUGACAAGCUGUUUGAGCACGACCUGGGUGCUCUGAACAAGGCAGCUCUGAACAGGAAGAUAGAGAGGGCAGGUCUGCUGAGGAACCUGGGCCCCUGCUGUAAGGCCCUCUGUGCCCGCAGGGACAUGGCCAUCAGACGGCAGCUCCUCAAGAACGAAAAGGGCCUGGCCAAGCAGAUGUAUCCCAGUGUUCCUGUGGUGGACAGUGAGCUCUUCCAACUCAGCAUGCGUCUCUUCAAGAAGACUGUAGCCGCCGCCAGAAGCAACCAGCCCCCGUUGGGGCCACCAGCAGGCCCAGAGAAGGCCGACAAAGGGCCACCGGGGCUGGUACCGGCAGCUUCACCGGUAGCCAAGCCCAGUACACCACAGCCCCCGAGAUGUGUGUCUCCUGAGAGCGUGUGGGGAUUAUGGGUAAAAACAAACGCUGCAUGAUGAAACUGACCUGUGAUCAGAAAUUGAAUCAGCUCUGACUACUAAGCCUGCUCUGAGUCCCUGCCCCCUACUCUAAACCCCACCCCCUAAUGCUAAAACCCGCCCCCCUGCUAUAGCUUUUUUAAUCACAAGGAAAAAUCUAACAAAACGCUGAAACUCUUGUCAGUCAGCAGUGCUGUCAUUAUGGAAGACUGAUCUGAUCCGCAAGUACUGUACUGCUUCUACCAUAGAGACUAUUGGAGAUACUAGCCUAUGGAGGGAUUGAUAGAGGCCUUGUACAAUGUACUGUACCUUGAACUAGAAAUGACAAUGCUACAGGAAAGACGUGCAUUUUCCCGAAUAACAGUUGUUGUUUUUGUGCGAUUGGAUAUUUGUUGUCGGAGGGUGAUAAGUCUCCCUUUCGUAAUGGCGUUGAUUUAUGUUUUUUGUUUCUUUUGUUGUGCAUUGGUUUUUAAGACUGCAUUAAAGUGGUUAGUUGUUCAUUUG